This is a messenger RNA of Chrysochloris asiatica (Cape golden mole), 951 nucleotides long. RefSeq names its product olfactory receptor 13A1-like. Gene Ontology annotation, cellular component: membrane. Gene Ontology annotation, biological process: G protein-coupled receptor signaling pathway. The transcript has a single exon. The record is from RefSeq and is a predicted model, not a curated record. NCBI's taxonomy places the organism in Eukaryota, Metazoa, Chordata, Mammalia, Afrosoricida, Chrysochloridae. Bases 1 to 951 code for a protein of 316 amino acids. Gene Ontology annotation, molecular function: G protein-coupled receptor activity; olfactory receptor activity.
AUGUCAGCAGACAACCAAACAUCUGUAGUGGAGUUCAUUCUUCAGGGCUUCUCAGAUGACCCACAGAUCCGGGUGCUACUCUCGGUCCUUUUCCUCUUCCUCUACCUGAUAGGUCUUGCAGGAAACGUCCUCAUCGUCCUACUCAUCAUUCUCAGCCCAGGUCUGCACACCCCCAUGUACUUCUUCCUUGUCAACCUGGCCUUUUUGGACCUCAUUUGCACAAACACUGUUCUCCCCAAACUUAUGGAGAGCUUGCUGGUCACUGUGGGCACAAUCUCCUAUCAUGGUUGCCUGACCCAAAUCUUUUUCCUGACUUGGUCCCUUGGUGCGGAGCUGUUGUUGCUCACAGUCAUGGCAUUUGACCGCUAUGUGGCCAUCUGCCAGCCAUUGCGGUAUGGCACCAUCAUGAGUUGGCCACUGUGUACACUGCUAGCCACAGCUGUGUGGACAAUCACUGUAGCCAACACAUCAGUGCACACAGGCCUCAUGGCACGGCUGAACUUCUGUGGCCCCAAUCACAUGCAGCAUUUCUUGUGUGAAGUCCCCUCGCUGCUGUUACUGUCUUGUAGCCCCACAAUUGUAAACAAUAUCAUGAUUAUCAUGGCUGAUGUCUACUUCGGCGUGGUCAACUUCUUCUGCACCAUGGUUUCCUAUGGCUACAUUGUGGCCAGCAUCCUCCGCAUCCGCUCAUCUUCAGGCAAGCACAGAGCCUUCUCUACCUGCUCCUCCCACCUCCUGGUGGUCACCUUGUACUACUCCACUGUCAUCUACACCUAUUUCCUCCCAGCCUCUGGUGCCUCAAUGGAGAAUGGUAAGGUCGUGGCUGUAUUGUACACAGCGGUCAGUCCUGCCCUGAACCCGCUCAUCUACAGCUUGAGGAACAAGGAUGUGAAAGCUGCUCUCCAGAAGGUAGCCCCUUCCUCCUGGUUAGGAAAGAGUGUGGCCACAUGA